Molecule: messenger RNA, 3345 nt
Organism: Fomitopsis serialis
Lineage: Eukaryota; Fungi; Basidiomycota; Agaricomycetes; Polyporales; Fomitopsidaceae
Exons: 19
Coding region: 1-3345 (1114 amino acids)
Molecular function (GO): protein binding
Source: RefSeq, a predicted model, not a curated record
AUGACUACAACAAUGCAUUUUGGUCCCGAGUGGAUGCGCACCAAGGGCUCUGCUCGUCCGGCACCCGAGCCACCCCUCACAUCUGCUCCUGCCGGUACAUCUACCUACUCUGCUCUGGUGGCCCCCACGACGAAUGGGCCUCCUGAACGUCGAGACGACCCCAACCCGUUCCGCUACUCCAAGGACGAGAUACUCCGCAUCUACAAGGAGGGAGGUGGCCGAGGUGGCCUGGGCUUGGAAGUAGAAAGGUGGGAGGGCAUUGUUCGCGAGGUGGGGUGCGAACCGGUUGGUCUUAAGGAGAUGAGCGAGUCCGAGAAGAAGCUCUUCGCGGGUUCGCUUAACUCUGAGAUUCGUCGCCGUCAGUCGACGGACGUAUUAUCACCGUUGACAACCACGCUCGGAGAAAGAACCAAGCUAGGCCACGCUGCGACUGCUGGCAGCCCGAUGCGCGAACGGAUAGGUAACUUGACGAGUCGAAGGCGUGAUAGCACAGAUCAACAGCCUCUCGGAAUACCUCGGAAGCUUUCACUGUCCUCCAUACAGAUUGGUACAUUUGCCCCACCUCCUCGUGAAACACCUUUACCUUCGCCUAGAACACGAGUCGGGGGCACGCCAGGAUUUGAGGGAGUCCUAGGCGAGUCGUGGUCUUCACGCAGGCGAGGCGAUAGUCUGUCAAAAACUGGUGGGGACACUGUUGGUCGGAGGGAUCGAGAGGGCACCGAUUCAGGGCGGGACUUGAAGGGUCCGGACAUCAAGGAGGAGGACGAGGACAUGGCCCGAAAAGCAGACCAAGAUGGGCCUGCACGACCUGAUGGUAGGGGCACCCAACCCCAACCCCGGCCACAAAUGGCACCGGCAAGUAUCAAUAACGGCGUGACGGACUUGAGUCUGGGAGUCCAUGAACGAAGCGUAGGUCCUGACGCUUCUGGCUCUGAACAGUUAGGUGCUGCGCCCUCACCGAAACCUCCGGGGUUAAUCGACCUGUCGAGCGUUGAAUGGUGCUACCUGGACCCCCAAGGGAACGUACAAGGACCCUUCACUGCGGACAUCAUGCAACGCUGGCAAAACGAAGGUUACUUCGCUUCCGAACUCAUGAUGAAGCGCAGACAUCUGGAUACGGAGUGGACGUCGGUUGGCGAGAUGACACGCCGUGCAGGCACCAAGCCUAUUUUCCUCACACCGGGCGUAACGUCGGCGGCACCCCCGGGUUUACGGCGGCCCGACGUCCUCGCAGAAGGACCCAGUCUCGACAGGAGCUCCCCUCUGCAACCUGUUCCUACAGUUUCCAGGCGCGGUUCGACUUUGGAUCCGUACCUUCACAACGGAUCCAGCGCCUCUUCACCAUCAUCGUCCUUCGGGGGUGGCAGGUAUCUCAAUGGCUCCCCGGACCCGAGCAGUCUCGACGGACGGACAAGUACCAGCUUAUACGGAGAACCUGCUGUCGGAUCACGUCUAGCAGCGCUGGCGUCAAUGCCGUCCCUGCACAGUCAGAGGCGACCAACUCUCAACGAUCCGUUUGACUCGUCAGCGGGACUGCGACACUCAUUCUCGCAUACUGGGUUAGGCAGGGGAUUGGACACCCAAGUUCUCAAUGGUAUGAACGGCUUCGGCUCGAGCACCAGCGCCCAAUUUGGUCAGUAUGCCACAGGCUUCGAUGGGCCGAGGACAGAUCUGGGAACAACGGGACUGGGAAUGUACGGGAGCAGCCAUGGCUUAGCCGGUUUGCGCAGUGCCCAAGACAUGCCUUUGGGACAAGCUGAUCAGAGCUCCAUGCAAGACCUCAGAAUUCCUCCGACGCCAUCGCGAGUUGUCCAUCGUGAUAUGUACGGCAAGCCUGUUGAGGACACGCAGUCCUCGUCUUUUGGUGUCGCCCCCUUGAACAUCAAUGAUAUCCCCUACUCUCCCAGCUCGAUCCCCUACUCCUCGUCGCAAGACAAUCGGUCGUUACACUCUCAUACACAUACACCUUUACUUGAGCGCCCGCCCGUUCCUCCAAUAGCCACGUUCGGCUCGAAUCAGCAAUCGCACGGCGCAUUCGUCUCUUCUCCCGUGCGCGCAGCGGCCGCCCCUCAAUGGCCCCCGCAACCCGCUCCCGCUACACGCCGCCCCGUCGGCAACACUGUGAUAACCGGAAUGUCCACUACGUCCGCGACAUCUUACCCACGUUCAGUGCAACACAUACCUUCGAACGUUCAGUCCCCAUGGGGUCCUGCGAUUCAGCAAGGCCGGCCGGUGAACGGAUGGGGCAAAGACGCAAGCAGUUUGACUCAGCACGAUGUUCCCAGUCAGACGACCCGCGUUUCGGGUCAUCGUGUCCCUGAAGUCCCGCCGGCCAUCGAGCCUUCCCGCUCGCAGAAACCUCAACGCAAGUCUUCGACACAAGCCGCUGCUCCUUCGACAAUCGUUCCGAAGACAGCGCCUCCAUCUCCUUCACCUGCACCUGCCGCAUGGGCUACGGAUGAAGAGGCGAAGAAAGUGAAACCGUCUGGCGCACCUCUGGCGGAGACGAAGAAGUUGGAAGCGCGCAAGGCUGCAGAACGUGAACGCGAGCGGGCCGCUCGCCUUGCUGGAGCGUCGUGGGGCCUUCCGACGUCGCAGGCGGGUGCAGCACGACCCGUCGCCACCCCGAAGGAGCCCGUUACUUCUCCCGGAUCAUCCGCAACCACUCCCGCGACGGCUGUAUGGACCAACACUGCCAACCCGGAGAUCCAAGAGGAAGAAGAGAAACGCAGGAAGUUGGCAUCCAAAGAGAAGGAGACGGUGGCGGCAGCGGCGAAGAGAGCUCAUGCAGAUGCUACCACGAAGGUGGCGGCAGCUGCUACGCCGGCGGCAGUACGGCCCACGGUCACUACGACUACUUCAGCGAAGGUCGUUUCAGGCGCGUCAUCUCCAGCAGUGGCUCCCCCUACUGUUGCCGUUCGUGUUACCGCCACACCGGCAAUCCCACCUCCUCGACCAGCGAUGACCACUAAGGCGUCCUCGAGGGAUUUCAUGAAGUGGAUGGGCGAUUCGUUGAAGGGACUCAAUAGCAGCGUCAGCUUCGAGGAAAUUACAUCCAUGUUGCUGUCAUUCCCGCUGGAUCCUGACCCAUCGACGGUCGAGAUCAUUUCAGACCUUAUCUACGCCAGUAGCACGACACUCGACGGUCGUCGCUUUGCGGCCGAAUUCGUGAGCAGACGCAAGGCAGACGCGGCGACCCGCGCAAAGAACGGCACGCCCGCCGGGUCGUCCGCGAAGGGCGUGUCCAUUGCUGACGUCGUUAAGGCGCAGCCCAAGCAAACGCAGCAGCCGGAAUGGGGUGGAUUCAAGGUGGUGAACAAGAAAAAGAAGGGCGGCCGUGCAUAG